This is a messenger RNA of Osmerus eperlanus (European smelt), 2248 nucleotides long. It is a transcript of the gene shq1, whose product is annotated as SHQ1, H/ACA ribonucleoprotein assembly factor. The transcript is spliced from 12 exons. The coding region runs from base 127 to 1995 and encodes 622 amino acids. Gene Ontology annotation, biological process: box H/ACA snoRNP assembly. Lineage: Eukaryota; Metazoa; Chordata; Actinopteri; Osmeriformes; Osmeridae. Gene Ontology annotation, cellular component: nucleoplasm; cytoplasm. The record is from RefSeq and is a predicted model, not a curated record.
AGUAGGAAAACUCCGAAACAGACAGCGAUUACAACUAUUUUGCAGUUAACUCGCAUCUUGGAUGAUUGUUCGGAUAGCAAAAAAAACUAAUGAUAACCCUUUCAUGUCUACCAUUGGCUGUUCAUCAUGAUUACCCCAGCUUUCGAGUUGAGCCAGGAUCCAGAUUUCCUGAAUCUGAGCAUCCGUGUGCCCUACACAAGAACCACCGAGUUUGAUCUCUAUAUUGAUGGCGUUGAUUUCAAGUUCUAUGCCAAGCCCUAUUUUCUCAGACUCACCUUACCUGGAAAAAUAGUGGAGGAUGGAAGAGAGAAAGGCGCAUUUGACAUUGAUAAAGGUCUGUUCACCCUCCGUGUUCCCAAGCUGAGUGCCGGGGAGCACUUUGAGGGCCUGCAGAUGUUGACCAGUCUCCUGGCUCCUAAAGGCUCCCGCUCAGCCAAGCCACUGGUAGAAGACAUGACCACGGAAGCUUGCAGUGCGAGUAUGGAAAGGAAGGAGGAAGAGGAUGAAGAUGAUUUGGACUGGCAGGUGGAGCAGCAGGUGUUCAUGGAGUGCUCUGAGGAGCAGCUUCGUAGCCUCCAGAGAUACGGGUUUGGGAAUCAGAGGUCAGGGGUCUUCACCAGACUGGAGGAGGAGCUGAGUGAUGUGAUUGACGUGAAGAACCCUGAUGGCACCACAGCAGCAGAGAGGAGACAAAUGAGGCUGGAUGCAGAGACCACCAUCUUCUGCCAUGACCAUUACCUAGCUGACCUGUUUGAAGACGAGCAGAUUCAGAGUCUGUUGAAGUUCUCCCCGUGGUGGUCUCAGCUGAGCCCAGACUCCACCCAGGAGGGAGGAACAGCCGUGUCCUUCACCGACGACGACAAGCAGCAGCUGAGGAGGUUCACCAACCGCUCGUUCCUCCUGGAGAGGAGGGCCCGCCAGCAGGUGUGGCUGGGCCUGGUGGACGUCCUGCUGGCCUACUCCUACGAGGUCCGCACCACCGAGGGGGAGCCCACGGUGGAAUCAGCCUGGACCAUCCGCAAACUCAGUGGGACGCUCUGCUGGCUUGAGACGUACAGCUCUCUGAAGGAAGUCCUGGUGGCGUUUGGGAGGAGGGUGUUGUGUUACCCUCUCUACAGGCACUUCUCCUUGGUCUCUGCAGCCGUGCGUGACACCGCUCUGAUCUUGCAGUCAGGGAAGGCCUGCGUCCUCAAAUGCCUGCUGGCGAUCCACAGCACCUUCCGGAAGAACGACCCGGCCUACAUACUGAACGACCUCUACAUGACAGACUACUGCAUCUGGAUCCAGAAGGUCAAGUCCGCCAAGGUGACGGCUCUGGCAGAUCCCUUACAGAGCAUCUCCCUGGGGAAGCAUGACCUGGAGCUGGAGCUGGAGGUGCUGGAGGUGGCUGCAGGGCUGGUGGAGGAGGAGGAGAAGGGAGGAGGAUCCGGGGGGGCUCCUCACUCCCCUGGCGGAGAGGAGCCCGAUAGCGACGACACCGACUCGUCCGAAGAGAGUGAAGACAACUCUGUAGAACAGAACUGUCCACCCAGAGCAGAGAGAGGAGGAGGAGGAGGAGGAGGAGGAGGAGGAGGGACGGCAGAGGACAGCCCCCUCCAACCCUGGCCCCUGCCUGACUCCCCUGCCCUCCCUGCUCCCGCCCUCUCUCUCAUCCCCUCAGCACUGAGGAAACCCAACGGCCCCCCCUCCUCCUCCACUGCAGCCCCAGCCAGGGACGACUCGUCCAGCCCGCUGAUCCAGGAGCUGGGGCUGAUGAUGGGGGAGGGGCUGUGUAUCUCCCUGGCACAGGCCCAGUCUGGAGAGAGGCAUUCUAGCAGCAGCAGCAGCACACGGGCCCAGCGAGGUGGAGGGGGUUCUCAGCCCUCUGCUGCAGCACAGCGAGGGGAGGUGUCAGCCACACCAACACUGCUCGAGCCUUGUCCUCGCACAAACCCGCUACUCAUCGUCAACACAGACGACAGUGACGAUAUUGAUGAGGAUGAUAUUAUCAGUUAGAUUUUGAUGGGUUAUGCAACAGAACUUUCCAAAUUUGCCACCUCAUUCUAAUUAUGUUGGGUGAUUUUGGUUCCAGAAGGAGGACAUUAUAUGUGAACUAGAAUAAUGUUGUAUUUUCAUAGUUUGAUUAUAAUUAUAAGUGUGUUUAGUUUAGUGACAAAGUAACUUAAUUGUAUACCAUGUUUUUUUUUAUGUUACAAGGCAAUACAAAUUAGCUUUAUUACUGAAUAAAUGCUUGUUUUUUUUAGGUUAA